UGGUGUCGACCUCAGUUCGGCAAGUAAACAAGAUGUACGAAACACCGUAUUUUCUGUUUACAAGCAACAGUAUGACUAUUGACUACCGUAACAACAUUUUCGAGGAAAUUAUAUUUGAAUAACAUCGUUAUACAGACAAUGUCAGGAGAUGAGGACAACGUUCCGGAGACAUCAGAGCCUAAAAUGGAGGUGGAGAAAAAAAAUUCACACAGUGAGAUUGAGAGGCGACGUCGGAAUAAAAUGAACCAGUGUAUCAAUGAUUUAUCAACAAUGAUUCCCUUACCACCCUCAGUAGGAAAAAAACCGGACAAAAUGACAGUCUUGAGAUUUGCUGUUCAGCAUAUGAAAGCUUUGCAAGGCUCCACAGAACCUUCAAAAGAAACAAAUCAUAAACCAAGUUUUAUGUCGGAUGAUGAUUUAAGGAACCUGAUUACGGAGGCCUCAGGUGGAUUUAUAAUCGUUGUCGAGUGUGAUCGUGGACAGGUCUUGUAUGUCACAGAUUCAGUUGAGAAGAUUUUGAAUAUUUCUCAGGCUAAUAUGAUAGGUUUUGAUUUUUACGAACUCGUUCACAGUAAAGACGUUGCCAUGGUAAAGACUCAGCUAUCCACAACAGCGUCAGAGGGCAAGGAUGAAAAGUCUUACAUAAAGAAACCUGACGUAGUCGAAGAAAGCAUUGGGAAUGCUGAAAAUUUAUGCCCAGGAGCUAAACGAUCAUUCCUGUGCCGUAUGAAAAAAGUUACUAACGCGGAAGAUAUAAAAAAUAUGGGGACAAAAUCAACCACUCGGAAAACGAAAGCAAAUGUAUUCGUUGAUGACAAUGAUACUGUUACAAUCUCAUAUGAAGGCUUUUUAAAAUCAUGGCCACCAAAGAAGGAGAUGAAAUCAAGCAAUGAUCCCAACUCUCGCAGUUGUCUUGUCGCUGUCGGUCGUAUUCUUGAGAUAGAUACCGAGGAAACAGACUACAGCAAGCUUGGACAGAUUCGCGAUUUUGAAACAAGACAGCGAGCCGACGCCACAUUUGUCCGUGUCGAUCAAAACUUCACGAAGAUAUUUGGUUAUUGUCCAGACGAAGUGAUAGGAAACUCAGCUUACAGUUUCCUUCAUAAAGAUGACCUUCGAAUUGUGGCUGGAUCUCAUCAGAAGGCUCUUACUACCAAGGGUGUGACCCGCCCGGAGAUGAUAUACAGAUUCCGCGCCAAGGCUGGGCACUAUGUCCCAGUGAAAACCACUUCAGUUGUGUUUCGCAAUCCUUAUUCGAAAGAAAUUGAUUAUAUUGCCACACGAAAUGUUGUUAUGAAGUCCAUGCCAUCAAAUGUAAUUCAAAGUGGGACAAAAAACGUGGCAUCAGAUCGUUUUUCAGAACAACAAAACAUGGAUGAAAGUUUACGUCAUUUAUUGACAAAGUUAGAAAACCUGAACGACAAUAAAAGCAAUUUGCAAAGAAAACGAGGGCUAGUUACAGACAGAGAACCACAGAAGCAAAGCAGUCCCAGUGAUAUUGGUGUACUAAUUGCUGAACAAGCUGAAAAAAUUGGACAACAACCAAAAAUAAACUCGCAAUCAGCGAAAUAUACCAAUGUCGAUUCCCUGACUGAAAGUCAGUCGACUGUUGCGAAUGGUCUGCGUCCAGCACAAGAUACGAACUACAGACAACGAGAUAAUUUUGAAGUUACUAGUGGAAGCAAUGAAGAGCAACAGAACAGUCUAGCUGAUGGCAUAUUAUUGGAGCAGUUGGAAGGUAUUCAAGGGGCCAUUAAUGCGAUGGAAAAUACUGCAGCUGAAGAAGACAGCUUCUCCUUGUUAAUCAAUGUUAUCGAAAAUGAGGAUUUAGGCGUGCUCAAUGAUAUGCCGUGGAAUUUCAUGUAAUGCUCUUUAAAUGGUUCUGUGAAAAUGUAAUAUGAUUACCUGGGAGAGUGACCGGGGGGGAGGUAUUUGGAAUCAGCUAUAAAAAGAUGAAACGAUUUCAUUGUGCUUCGUUCCGUGUUCAUAUGGGAAUUGACCGUAACGAAAAAGAUGCCGGCAUGUCCAUUUUACCGGAAUGCCUUGCGGGCAUUAAGAAUGAUUGACUGAAAAAAGAUGGCAAGAAAAACUCCUAAUUACGUGAAAUUUUAACACAGCAAAGAAAAUAACUUCCUGUUUCAUGCCUGUCCUUUAAAAGACGUCCGGCUUUUUUGAACGAUUUCCGACCGCAAUGUAUUCUGGUAAAAUAUACAUCCGCCAUAUUUUUUGUUAUGGUCAAUUGAUUGAACCCGUCUAUGUACCUAUCAUAUCGCUUGUCAAAGGCGCGAGAUCACGGCAGGCGAGACAGUUCAUCUUCUUAUAUAUGAACCCAAUAAACGUUUUAUUAUAGUAAAUGGAAUACAAGACGAGAUAAUAGGAGAUUUAGCAUGAGGACGUGAACGUCAAAGAGGACCUGAUAAUGGCGAAUAAAUGGCGUGGCAUGUCCAUAUAUAGACGCAUCACGCCAUUUAUUCGCCAUUUUCACGUCCUCUUUGACCUUCACGCCCUCAAUACUAAAUCUCCCUAAAGCCGGUUUUCCACUAGCGAUAUUUUUCGUGCGAAAGCGACAUUUUACUUUUGUUUCAGAGCUCUCAACUG
Dendronephthya gigantea is the source of this 2598-nucleotide messenger RNA. Its product is annotated as protein cycle-like. Gene Ontology annotation, cellular component: aryl hydrocarbon receptor complex; transcription regulator complex; nucleus. Gene Ontology annotation, biological process: regulation of transcription by RNA polymerase II. The transcript is spliced from 11 exons. The coding region runs from base 139 to 1866 and encodes 575 amino acids. The record is from RefSeq and is a predicted model, not a curated record. Lineage: Eukaryota; Metazoa; Cnidaria; Anthozoa; Malacalcyonacea; Nephtheidae. Gene Ontology annotation, molecular function: DNA-binding transcription factor activity, RNA polymerase II-specific; RNA polymerase II cis-regulatory region sequence-specific DNA binding; protein dimerization activity.